Molecule: messenger RNA, 5900 nt
Organism: Diabrotica virgifera virgifera (western corn rootworm)
Lineage: Eukaryota; Metazoa; Arthropoda; Insecta; Coleoptera; Chrysomelidae
Exons: 4
Coding region: 6-1361 (451 amino acids)
Source: RefSeq, a predicted model, not a curated record
AAAAAAUGUUUUUGCCGAUCGAGUUGUUGGUGAUAGUCAGUUUGAUUUCUCCUAUUUUAUGUGACUGUUCGCGAACAAUAGGGGAUGGGAAUUGGACCGUAAUUAUAUCGACCUAUAGGGCUUACGGCAUUGGAGAUAAAUAUAAUAGUUUGCUUAAUGUAACAGGUGGAAUCCCCACGCAAUGUGAAUAUGCCACUGGCUGUAAUAUAAAUAUAAAUACAAUUAAUAGUGUAAAUGAUGAAUACUUUAAAGAAGAGCUUAAGAAAAUAGUUCGAUCCUACUUAAAAGAUUAUAAAGAGGAAUCUACCACUAUAACUUACUUGCCUGUAAAUGAAAAAAUAUAUCCUGUUCCCAUAAACUAUGAUGAAGAAAUUAAGAAAGAUGCUUUAUCCACUUAUUGUCAAUAUAAAAGCGACUGUAAUAUUAAUAUAGAUAGAGUUAUGAAUUUAAAAAGAGAAUUUUAUCAAGAAACCUUCAAAAAGAUAGUUCAAUGGCACUUAAGAAAAUAUCAAUUGGAUCAUACUGUAGUGACUUAUUUGCCCUUUCAUGAAAAAAUAUACCCCCUUCUACUCAGUGAUGAAGAAUUUCAAAAAGGUUUCUUCAUCAACAAAACCUACGACAUUAUUUAUUUGUGGAAUACAGACAUGCUCGUUUUUUGCUACGACAGUGCUGCCAUAGAGUCUGUUUUGAACACAAAGAAAUCCACCCAUUACGUAACAUUCUGGAUACGUGGUUGGUCCAUUACAUUACAGCGACAUGAAGAAAAGAUGUGGUCUUCGUGGAAGACGAACCAAGACUACGUGUUUCUUGAUAAUGGUACUCAAUGUGGGGAGUCGAUGCCAUUCUCGAAGUUGGCUUCACUUAUAACUCCAGACCUGCCAGAUGCUUCUCCAGGUUGUGAUGCUAAUCCAGAAAAUUUUGAGUGGAGUGAACUCAACACGAAGCGAUAUAAUGGUUCUGUAGUUUCUGAGAGCCCCAUCGAACCAUCAGAACCAUCAGUCUUCGCAAUAAUCAGCAUGGUUUUCUGUGGUAUCGGUUUCCUUAUAAUACUCUUUUUUAUAUGGAAACGUUUACGUUCUUAUUCCUUUUAUUUACAAUGCUGUAGAAAAGCUGAGCAGGAACCAGAUCCUAGACAGUCUUCGUUUGUUAAACCAAUAAUAAAGAAUGACCUACUGAGUACUUUAGAUGUAAGACCUUUGGAAGUACAUAAGUAUUAUGAUGUAGGAAACAUAAAAGUUAAAUACUACGAUCUUCAGGGAAAUAGAAUUAGAGUACAAGUUAAUGAGCAAAACCCAUUUACACCUCAAUAUGAUUACGCAUAUGGACACGCAAUUCGUCCAAAUAUAUCAGAAACAAAAUAGUAGUUAAAAUUUACUAAGUAUAUUUUGAGAUGUGUUUCAUAUACCAUUCUUAUGUAUUCUGUUCCUCUCCUAUUGGAGAUUGGAAAUAAUAGACGGUAUUCUAAUCUUAUUUAUUGCUGUUUAAACUCUUUUAAAAAGGAGAUUAAUGGUGCCAUCAAAGAUUCUUAUCCUCGUUCCUUGAGCUCUUGGCAGGGCAUUCUGAUACUCUAAAUAUUAUUAGCUAGAUAUUAGCUACCUCCAUUCAACAAAUGGACGGCUUCAUUUAGAGAUUUUUUCAUCAGAGUCUCCAUUUGGUCUGUUCAUCUUUUUAAAGAUCUUCCUCCUGGUCUUCAGCUGUCUACCUUUCCUUCUACUGCCAAUUAUUUCAUAGUCCUCGAUCUAUUGUUUAUGAGCUUAUGCUUGGUUCCCUUUUUGUAGUAGCAUCUCUUUUUGGUUAAGUUUUUCUACCAUUGAUAUGUUGGUUCUAUGUUAUAUCUAGGAUAUACGCAAAAUUCUUUUGUAGACCCAUGUUUCGAAAACUUGGAUCUUAUUUCUUUCAAUUUUUUUGAGAGUCCAAGUUUGAGCUGCAUAUAUAGCUAUGGAAAAAAUAAGAGCAUAGACGUCUCAAACCAGAAUAGAAUGGCCAAAAGCUUGGAGUUACAUAAUGUUUCAAUAAUGAAGAACACAAGAACGGUAUAGACACCUACGGGACCUGAUUAAAGGGAACAACAUUAUUGAAGCAGCAGCAAAAGAUCAAACAGGAACAAAUACUUGUGCACGAAGAAAUUAUUGGUUGGACGAAUGCAAUAAUGUAACAUAAGGAAAAAAUGAAGCCUACAGAAAAAUUCUUACGACCUAGAACAGCUACUGUAAAGAUUUACCAGAUAAUCAGUUAAAAGGGAAAGAGGAUACAUAAAAUAAAGAAACGAAACUACUUAACUAUAGAACUGAAAUGUAUACAAAAUUGUAACAAAGAGAAACAGCAACAGAAAAAAAUUUAAGGUUACCCCAAACAAAUGCAGAAGUCUGAAUGGUGACCUAUUAGCAACAAGGAAAGAUGUAUGGAAUCGAUGGGUAGAAUACUUUAACUGGGUACUUAAUAUAAAGGAAGAAUGAAAACCUGGAAAACAAGAUAUGAGGUAAGCGGAACAGACGAAAGGAAGAAGAACAACCAACGAUGGAUAUAGAAAUUCCUCGUCAGUGGGGGAAUGUUGUAACCACAGAGAAAUUUCGACCAUUUAUGCAUAAUACCUAUGCACAUCGAAUAAUAGAAAACUACCAGGCUGGUUUCGGAGAUGGUAAAUCAACAAUUUAUAUUAUAAGACUUUAAAGUUCUCGUUGGAACUUUACCGCGCUGAGCAGAUGGGACCUGAAUUAAUAUAAAUUGUAAAAUUCCCUCAUCUUCCUUAGUCUCAGCAUCCGUUAUGGCUUGCAAAUUUUAGAAGCCUCGGAGGUGUAACCGGAGAGGGUUCCCAUUGUUUUCAGUCUGGUGGGAUGUAGGGUAACAUUAUGUUGUUUUAUAUGCCACUAGAUUGAAAACUUAGUCUUUUGCUAGCAGUUGCCGCUAGGGCAUCUAUGCCAUUUCGUUCGUUGCAAUCCGUGACUGCACGCUGGGAUUUGUUUUAGUUGGAUCAGAGGGAGCAGCAAAUGUGCCUCCUGAUAAGAGACUAAUAAGUUUCAAAAGCGGUUGAGGUGCUUGCUGCACUCUCUGAUUGGAUCAGAAUAUGGUGCGGCUGUAUUGUCGUUUUGCAACGAAAUUGAAAAUGGUUAUUCAUUUUUGAAUUCAUAUUUUCUUUCCCCUUCAUUGAUUAAAAAAAAAACAAUAUUAUUUCUAUUUUUUAAUCAAAUAUGAGGGGGUAGGCGUAAAAUCUUGGUCCAAUGCUAUUUAAAUGCAUUAAUUUUUUUCGAAUCCUGAGAAAACUAAUAAAUAUAAUAUUUAAAAAAUUUAAACGCAGAAUAAAAGAUUACAUUAUUACCGAUGGUUGAAAGUCCCUGAGAAUAAACAAAAGGUUUCUUUUGAAUGAAAUAUUUGAAAUGAAAAAUCCGACAAAAUUUUCUCUUUUUUUUCACCCCUGUAACUUAUUAACCCGCGAGUAGUCGCCCGGUGAGAUAGAAUCUCAAUUUUUAUCGUUUUUCGAGAUAACUUGAUGAAAAAUUUUGCAAUUUUGAAAAAAUUUCGUAAGUGUCUCGAGGAAGGGUGUAGUAAUGCGUAGGAAUUUUUUUUCUUCUUCUUUUUGUGGAAUUUGUGGCUUUGGGGAGAGCCAAUUAGCUUUAACCCGCGAGUAGUCGCGCCGUUAGAUAGAAUCUCACAAUUCAUCCUUUUUCGUAAUACAGUAAAUCCUGUCAGUAACGGCCACUAAAAAUGAAAGAAAUAUUGGCCGAUAUAGAAAGGUGACCGCUAUUGCCAGUUUUUGUAGUCUACAUAUAAUUGAUUUGGGAAAUUUUUAAACUGGCCGUUAGGACAGGUGGCCGAUGUUGGCAGGUGGCUGUUAACACAGGUUUUACUGUAAAGUAAAAUUUGUCAGUAACGACCACUAAAAAUGAAAGAACUAUUGGCGGAUAUAGAAAGGUGGACGGUAUUGCCAGUUUUUGUAGUCUACAUAUAAUUGGUUUGGGAAAUUUUUAAACUGGCCGUUAGGACAGGUGGCCGACGUUGGCAGGUGGCCGUUAAUACAGGUUUUUUUAAUAAAAUUGUUGGAAAUAUAAAAAGUAGAUAAAAAUAGUACAAAAUAAACAUUUGUUUUAAAUUCGUAUUUUGAGAUAGAAUCUCACACGCGACUAUCGACGUUACAGAAGUGAGCGCGACUACUCCCGGUUUAAAAUAAACAUUAUAGAUGUUUUCAGGAACUUUUGGCCAUCGGCAAUAAUUCAGUCUUUCAAUCUGCGUUUACAUUUUUCAAAAAUCUUUAUUAGUUUUCUUAGUAUUCGAAAAAACUGAAUGCAUUUAAAUAGCAUUGGACCAAGAUUUUGCGGGGUAUGCUUUCUUAACUGCAUCAUAUAAAUCUUUAUAUUUAUUUUGUUUUGAUUUCAAUGCCAUUUCUUCUAAAGUAUAAAUACGACUUACUAACUAAAUAGAAAACAAUAUUUUAUUUCUAUUCGUUCUUUCAGAACUGUUAUUUCACACACAGUAUGCAGCACAUAAAUAAACUAACAAUUUAAUAUGUUUUUGCUUCCAGACGUUGUUCUGUAUAUAGAAGCGAUUGUUUAAACCCAAAGAACAAUGUUUUUUUGUUUGGUGUCCUGUACAAAAGUGCUACCUAAUAUUAUUUUAACGCCGUGACUGAUAAAAACGAAAUGAACAGUAUGCGAUAAAAGUAUCUAUAAUAGAAUUAUUCUUUUUAAUUUUAACAAAGGUAUAUUUAUUCGUAAACGUUUUGUUUUAUUUUCAAUUUCAUAUCAAAAACUAUACGUUUUUAUAUGAAUAUCUGAUACUUUAAUGCUGGUAGAAACUAGUAAAAAAUUAUUUUUAUAGACACAAUAGCGACAAAUUUAAAUAUACCAAUAUAUUAAACGACGUCGAAUGGGCACUCAUACCCCCCUCCCCCUGUCGUACUCCGUCGUAAUAAGCAAGCCCCCCUCCCUCUUCUCAACGACGUAGCUUAUGGAUGACCUUAUAUCUUAAUUUUUUCAUGGUCUACCUUUUGUUAUCAAUUUAAAUGCCUUGAUCGACCCCUGGGAGAGAAGAGUCCAAUCCCUGUUAAAUAUAUUUUUUAAUAAUAUAAUUAAUUAAAUGAUUCUGGCCUUGUGGAAAUCCUCCCUUGGGCCAAAAAACUCCAACUUUGAAGCGAUGAGUUGUAUAGUAACACACUCCGUGAUUUUGAGUCAAACACAUUUUGAAUCUUUCCACACCCUGGAUUCAUGUAUUUUAAAAACAAUCUCAUAGUUGUAACUGGAAAAGCUGAAAUAAAAUAUUUUAUUCCAUUUGUGUUUGGUUUUCCAAAAACUUAUUAAGUAAAAAAGUUAAAUAUGGAAGGAAUAAAAGAAAUACUUUUAGAAUUCGAUAUAAAAAAUACCAAUGCCAAAACAAUAGGAACCAAACUCAAUCACCCUAUUUAAUAAAAUUUACAUGCCUAUGUACAAUCGAACCAAUAACUCCAUAUUAUUGUAAAUAUUAUUCCAUUGAAAUCAACAGUUGUUGUAUUUAUCGACAUUUCCACCCAUAGAGAAGCAACAAAAUUUCCGAUGCAAAUUUCUGCAUAUUCAUAUUUGCUCUAUACAUACAACAGACUGACAGUUUCCAUCAACAGGAAGGAGUAUAUUGUAACUGUAUAUUACAUGUUUAAAUUCACGUAAUAACAAUUUCCCGAUGCCAAAUUUUUACAUUUUUUGAAAAUAUGCCAUGCUGUCUACAUUUUAUUAUUAUUCAUAUUCAUAUUUACAAAAAAAAUAAUACCAAUAAACGCAGUUGAGUGUGUGCAUGGUUGGGAUAUUAACUGCAAAACCUAUGGUUUCAUUCACCUAACCAUAUUUGACUUUGAUUCUUAGUGUUAAACGACAUGACUUUAUUUAUUGUUAAAUAAAAACACUUAUAUUUAUUUGAAUAAAAAUACUUACUUCAUA